CCUUUUCCCAUUUUGAGUGCAUGUGUGAGGGACACUGUGAGAGAGAUAGAGCCUGUUCUGUUCUGAAAGUCGUCUCCACGUUCUCCUUUGCACAUCUUGUGGGGUGUGUGUGCUGUCACUCACUGCUGUUGUUGUUGUACCACCAUUGCCAUAUUCCGCAAAAUGAGCUUUUUCUUGUGGAGUUUGCAGCUUCCAAUCUUGUGCACAAACAAAGACCCUCGUUUCAGAUAUUGUUAAAGCUUUCAUCUUUAGUCUCUGGGUUCAUUUUGGAGAUCUGGGUAUGCGGCAUUUUCAUGAGGGUUAGGCCAGUUAUGUGUUUAGGUCAUAAUGCUGGAUAUGCUUCUUGAUUUACCUUUUGCUGAAAAAAGGUUUCAUUUCAUGAACUUUUGGCACUGUAGCCUACAAAAGUAUUAAGCUUUAUUGAAAGUAGUUUGUGGGUAGUGUGACUUUUGCUGUAUUCCUAAGUGUUUUUUGGGAAUAGGGUCUUCGUUGGUUUGUUUUUUUUUUUUUUGGUGAAGAAAUUUGUGAAUUGCUUGUGGAAGAGUUGAUCUGAAAUCUGAAGUUUGAUAUCUGAUUUGGAAUGUUAUGAUGGUCAUGUUUUGGGAAAAGAUUGGGAAUUUGAGUGGUGGUGAUUUUGGAAAGUAGUGAUGAUGUUGGAAGAGUUUUGUUGCUAGUACAUUUUGUUUUUGAGGGAAGAAUUGUGCAGUUAUGGCUUCAACCAUCCUAAACCCUCCACUUGUUGCUUCAACCCUUUCUCCAAAUGCUUCCCCUUCUGCAGUGCCUCCAGUAUCUGCUGGUGUUUUAUCACCACCUCCUCCUUCAUCUUCCACACCACCAUCUCCUCCCACUUCUCAGCCCAAUGGAACAUCCAAUUCCCCUGCUCCUUCAUCUCCUUCUGUCCCUUCAGCUCCACCUCCUGUAACACCUCCUCCUUCUCCACCCCUUUCUCCUCCACCGGUAUCUACGCCACCUCCGGCUUCUUCCCCUCCUUCACCACCGGCUUCUCCACCACCUGCAUCUCCACCACCACCAAUUGCAACAUCACCCCCACCACCAGCUACCACUUCCCCUCCUCCAGCUGAGACUUCACCUUCUGUUCCAAAUUUGUCCCCACCACCUCCAGCAGCUGGUUCCCCUCCUCCUCAAUCCUCAGAGGCACCUCCCACUCAACCGAUUUCGCCAUCUCCUCCUCCUCCAGCUAAUGUGGCAAGGCCACCAUCCACAAAUUCCCCUCCUGCACCAGAGGCAAAGCCUCCUAAACGUUCCCCUUCACCGCCUGUACAUGCAUCCCCUCCAUCAGUUUCUCAAUCUCCUCCUUCUCCUUCCACUGAUGUUCCCCCUCCAUCCACAUUGCCAUCAACUCCUUCCACUGAUGUUCCUCCUCCUUCAGUCCCUUCAGGCUCUUCACCUCCAGUUUCUUUGCCUGACCCCCCAACUAAUAGAACAUCAGCUGGGGGACCAGCUGUUUCUCUUCCCUCUAUACCAACUGAGAAACCCACUGCUAGACCAACUAAUGACGGCACUAAUAAUGUAGCCUCAAACACCACGCCUUCACCUUCAAGAGGGUUAAGUACUGGAGGAGCUGCGGCUAUUGGCGUUGUAGUUGGUUUUAUCGUCCUUAGCCUUCUUGUUAUGGCUGUGUGGUUUGUACAGAAAAAGAAGAAGAAGGAAACAGAAUCAAGGGGUGGUUAUGCUAUACCUUCUCCAUUUGCCUCAUCUCAAAAUUCAGGUACUGUGUUCUUGAGGCCACAAUCUCCUGCCAACUUUAUAGGUAGUGCCUCUGGUAAUGAUUACGCAUAUUCCCCAUCAGAGCCAGGUGGAGCAAGUGGUUCAAGAUCAUGGUUCACAUAUGAAGAACUUACACAAGCUACCAAUGGGUUUUCUGCUAAAAAUAUGUUGGGAGAGGGUGGAUUUGGUUGUGUCUACAAAGGUUUGCUAAUUGAUGGAAGAGAAGUGGCUGUUAAACAGCUCAAAGUUGGUGGUGGGCAAGGGGAACGUGAAUUCAGGGCAGAAGUUGAGAUUAUUAGCCGUGUACAUCAUCGUCAUCUGGUUUCCUUGGUGGGUUACUGUAUAGCUGAACAUCAAAGGUUGCUUGUCUACGAUUUUGUUUCCAACGAUACUCUUCAUUACCAUCUGCAUGAUGAAAACAGACCAGUUCUGGAUUGGCCUACAAGAGUCAAGGUUGCUGCUGGUGCUGCUCGUGGAAUAGCGUACCUACAUGAAGACUGCCAUCCACGCAUUAUUCAUCGAGACAUUAAGUCAUCAAACAUCCUUCUUGAUCACAACUUUGAAGCUCAAGUUUCAGACUUCGGGCUUGCAAAAUUGGCAUUGGAUACAAAUACACAUAUAACAACACGUGUGAUGGGAACCUUUGGGUACAUGGCACCAGAAUAUGCAACAAGUGGGAAAUUGACUGAAAAGUCCGACGUAUAUUCCUUUGGGGUUGUGCUUCUGGAGCUAAUUACAGGUCGGAAACCUGUAGAUGCCUCUCAGCCAAUCGGUGAUGAGAGCUUGGUUGAAUGGGCCCGGCCUCUGUUGACUGAAGCGCUUGAAAACGAGGACUUUGACAUUUUGGUGGAUCCAAGACUAGGAAAGAACUAUGACAAAAAUGAGAUGUUUCGGAUGAUUGAGGCGGCUGCAGCCUGCGUGCGCCAUUCUUCAGUUAAGAGGCCGCGGAUGAGUCAGGUAGUGAGAGCUUUAGAUUCCUUAGAUGAGUUUUUAGAUCUCAACAACGGAAUGAAACCCGGGCAGAGUUCAGUGUUUGAUUCUGCACAACAAUCUGCACAAAUCAGAAUGUUUAGGAGGAUGGCUUUUGGUAGCCAAGAUAAUUCCACUUUCUUCAAUGAGACUCAGAGUAGUUGGAGGAGCAGAGAUCAGGACUCAACAACUGUAUUCCCCCAAAACAAAUCCGGCUCUUGGAACGUUUGAGAUUGACUCUAAAGACUUCAAUACCAUGGUUGACGAAAUUUUGAUGCACGCGCACGCUCACACAUACGUGGACCUGCCAUUGCUAGUAAUGUCUUGGUGAAGCUGUUGUAUUUCUUCCUUUUUGCAGGGCCAGGUCCUCUGGUGAAUGUGCUUUUGUAAAUCUUAUUUUAACUAUUUUUGGUCUCAGUUUUCCGAGGUGAUUUAAUUGUGAUUGCUUAUGAUGCUUUUAUAUUCUUUGUAAUCUAGGUUGUUUGUUACGUAACUUGUAUUUAUGAAUGGAUAGCAGUGACAUGAUAGUCUCUAUUUUCAA
Lotus japonicus is the source of this 3238-nucleotide messenger RNA. Its product is annotated as proline-rich receptor-like protein kinase PERK8. Bases 709 to 2928 code for a protein of 739 amino acids. The transcript has 8 exons. Gene Ontology annotation, molecular function: protein kinase activity; ATP binding. Lineage: Eukaryota; Viridiplantae; Streptophyta; Magnoliopsida; Fabales; Fabaceae. Gene Ontology annotation, biological process: protein phosphorylation. The record is from RefSeq and is a predicted model, not a curated record.